CUCAACUCAAGGCCAGCCACCCGUGUUCCUCGGCCUCCGCGCUAUGGGUCCCGCCGUCUCCGUCUCUGGGCUCUUCACGCGCUGCUCCAGCUCCAGCUCCAGCUCCAGCUCCAACCCAGCGGCCUCCCGGCUUCAGGCGCCGCCAUCGCUGCUGUUUGUUUUCAUCCGCUUCGCAGGAGGAGGGGGAGGGGGAGACCGAGGAAAAGUCCGAGGUUUAUCCACAAUCGCACUUUCGCUUCUCGCCACACGUCCUCCAGUCGUCCUCUAGUGGCUAGGAAUCCCUUUAAAGUCCAAUGUUCCUCCGCCGCAAGUCUUCCUUGGCCAAUGGUCAAACUCCAAGCGGGGCGGAAAACGGAGAAGCAAGGCUUAGGAGAAACGAAAGUGGAACCGGGUCUGUGUAGAAUCUGUUAUGAAGAAACUAAAGGCUAAAGUUUGCUGUUAGGAGCAGGAGGCGGGGUAGCCUGAGCGGGCGAUUCUGCGCAGGAGUUGGCAUGACUCUACUGGGGACGUCGCUCCACCGCCCCCGGGCGGCGGGUCGGAUGCGCUGUGAGCCAAAGCCAGAGUUGCACGGAACACAGCAUGGCUGAUUCGCUAAGGGGAUGGCGUAGGUCUGAGUUCUUGGGCAGCUGCGCUACGUAGACGGCGUAGUCUUGCACUCGCGGGCGGAUACGCUGCGGAAACGGCGCAGCUUUGGACUCGCGAGGUGGCGCAGGCCUGGGCUCCUUGACGGUUACGCUGAGUUGUUCGUGCAGUGAACCCAGCCCGGGGUCAGCGUCGGCGGCCGCGUCCUGGUACCCGGGCGGAGGUAUCGCCGCGGGCCUUGCAGGGCAGUUGGCGCUCGCUGUCGCCGGUCGUUGCUCGGCGGGGGGCUGGCACGGAGUAAGGAGCCUCCCUUUCGGCUGGGAGUGAGGUUGGGCGUAGACUUGAAUUCAGAGUGUUCCCCGUGGGCUUUUUGCUGUCCUGUGAAUGUUGAUGGCCCACUGAUGUCAGCAUGGCUAUCCCAAUAACAGUUCUGGACUGUGACCUCCUGCUUUAUGGUCGAGGUCACCGAACAUUGGACCGCUUUAAGCUGGAUGAUGUGACUGAUGAAUACCUUAUGGCCAUGUAUGGGUUUCCACGACAGUUCAUUUACUACUUGGUGGAUCUCCUGGGAGCAAGUCUUUCUCGACCCACUCAACGGUCCAGGGCCAUCAGCCCAGAGACCCAGAUCCUUGCAGCUCUGGGCUUUUACACUUCUGGCUCCUUCCAGACCCGGAUGGGAGACACCAUUGGAAUCAGCCAAGCCUCAAUGAGCCGCUGUGUUGCCAAUGUCACUGAAGCUUUGGUGGAAAGGGCCUCCCAAUUCAUCCACUUCCCGACAGAUGAAACAUCCAUUCAGAAUCUGAAAGACGAAUUCUAUGGACUUGCAGGAAUGCCAGGGGUGAUUGGAGUAGUCGACUGUAUCCACGUAGGGAUCAAGGCUCCCAAUGCUGAAGAUCUCUCCUAUGUGAACAGGAAGGGUCUACACUCUUUAAACUGUCUGAUGGUGUGUGACAUUCGGGGGUCCCUGCUCAACGUGGAGACAAACUGGCCAGGCAGUCUGCAGGACUGGGCUGUGGUGCAGCAGUCAGCCUUAAGGAGUCAGUUUGAAGCAGGGAUGCACAAAGACUGUUGGCUCCUAGGUGAUGGCUCCUUCUUUCUUCGCACCUGGCUCAUGACCCCACUCCAUAUUCCGGGAACCCCUGCAGAAUAUCGCUAUAAUAUGGCUCAUUCAGCAACUCAUAAUGUAAUCGAGAAGACAUUUAGGACCAUCCAGUCAAGAUUCCGCUGCCUGGAUGGAUCCAAGGGAGCCCUGCAGUACUCUCCAGAAAAAUCCAGUCACAUCAUCUUAGCUUGCUGUGUGCUCCACAACAUUUCCCUGGAACACGGAAUGGAUGUGUGGUCUUCUCCAGGAACAGGACAUAUGGAGCAGCCGGAAGAAGAAUGUGAGCACAUGGAGGCCUUGGACUCAGAAGCUGACCGUGUUCGCCAGGAGCUGGUGCUCACUCACUUUAGCUAAUCAGGAGUGGAGGAGCGGGCCGUCCAGCAGGAGCUCUAAAAAGCUUGCCCGUGGCACAUGGCCACUUCCACUAGUGUGAGGACACUUCUUAUUGAAUGUCUGUGUGUUAGGGGAUGCUGGGCCUUUGCCAGGAUAUUAGUUUUUCUGCAAAUUUAGUAACUAAAUCAAGACCACAGUUCUAGACAUUCUGGUGAACCCCAGGUUGAAAUCCAUUCAUUUAAAAACCAAAUGGUAGGCAAAAGCUAACAUUUAUAUACAGAGUAAAAGGGGAAGCUAUAACAGUUCAGUUCAAACCAAAAUGCCACUUGUGCACCAUUUAUCAGUAUUUUUCUAAUAAAAGUGAAUUUUCUUGUCUUAAAUUAUCAACAUAGUAUUUCUACUUUUUACCUUCAAUUAGACACAACCUGAAAUAAAUAUGUAGAAUAAUUUUGACCAAGGAACGAUCUGCUAGAAGUUCCCAAUUAUUAAUUCAACCUUUAUGUACGCAAAGGAAUUUUGCCAACAAGGGUCAUUACAGACUGAUAAGCAGUUUGUACCUUCCAACUACAAUUUUGAAGCAAAUCAUCAGAUCUGGAUCAAAUCUCUGUGGAUGAAAUUGUUGUUCCUCCAUUCCUCUUCCUUUAUGAGGAGCAUUAGAAUAGGAGGUAGAAUUUAGGGAUGGGUCUGAGAGCUAAAUCAGCAACGGAGGAUGUUUGAUCAAAGGAGGACUUUGCCAUUUUGUCCUUUCUUUCUAAAGAAAACUCAGAGCAAUUUCCUUUGUAGUAGUCUCAAAAUUACUAAUAAGGAAACAAGUUUUCUCAUGUUUAAACUCUCAUGAGUGGAACAAGUUGUUAUAGGGUGAUACCAAGAUGAGGCUUGGCCUCUCCCAUCUCUAGCUCCCUAAUACAGAAUGCAAGAGAUGAGAUGGUGAAAAGGUUAAACAAGGAAACUCGUUUCCUAGUAUAGGUUCUGGAAGUGCCUGGCCUCUCCCAAUGGCAGGGUCAGGGUUGGGAUUAAAAUUCUAUUUGGGAACACCCAAUGAUGCACAAAUUUCCCAGGCAAUAAACAAUCCUUAACUGGGUUCCUGCUCUAAAAUUAUACUGAUUUAAAAAUAACAUGAUUGGAAUAACAAAUGUGUGAAUUAGGUUCACACAUUUAUGUUUUCACUGGGACCAAAAGGAGCCUUGCCUCAGAAUUCUCUUACUCCCAGAGCCUCAGCAGUUACCCAUGUGCUGUCUCUGACCUGCCCCUCCGGUCUGCUCCUAUCUGUUGUCAGGAGUGUUAGUCUGGUGACUGUCAAAGCAAAGAAAUAAACAGUUGAUUCCAGAAAGGGAACUAAGUGGAGUUGACUCAUUCCUAGAUUAAAAACAAUUAUGGAUUAUUAUUAGAUGCCAAUUUCUAAUCUGAAUGCCAUCAAAUGCCAUUCCCGUCGCCCUAAUUCCUGCUCUGCAGAGAAUGGUCUGGAUGAGGUUGGGCAUAAUGUGUACAAGGUCACGAGUAUGGUGAUGUCAUUGAGGUGGGGUGAAUAAAGGAGGAGGAGGCCGAGUUUCAGCUCUAUCCUCAUUGUGCAAUAAUAUUGUCCUAGUUCAUUUUUUCCUUUGUAAAGUUUAACUGGUGUCCCUGGCCAGUUCUGGCUCUCACACUUUUCAGCUCUCAUCUUAAUGUUCUUUGUUCCUUCAGGAUGUUUUAUUUCCUGCCUCUGGGUUUGACUAUUAUGAUCUCUUGCAUCAAAGAAAGUUGGUAUUACUGAUGCCAUAAGGAACAAAGUGGGAGUUUCCAUGAAAGAAUCUUUUAAAGCAAAUUAAGACUUUCCUAACCAAACUUUAGAUUGUAACAAAGUAAGCUUUGUAGUAAGUAGGAAAGAAGAUCUUAGACAGAUUUCUUUUAAAUAAAAUAGCUCCAGGCAAUAUCUGGUUGUUCCCCAGACUUUGGAUUGCUUUUCUUCCAUUCCAACUAUUGAUUUCUGGCUUCCUUUAAGUCCUGGCUCAAAUUCUACCUACUACAUGAAGCAUUUCUCAACCCCACUUAAUUGUAGUGCCUUCCCUCUGUUAAUUUUUCCUAUUUAUCCUGUAGAUAGCUUGCUUUGUGGUUGGUUUAUCCAUUGUCUUUCCCAUUAGACUGUAGAUUCCUUGAGGGUCUCUUUUUGUAUCUCCAGCAUUUAGCUGGGUGCCUAGCCAGAUAGUGUUUAUUGAUCACUUGAUUAAAUACACUGAUCUGAUUUGGAAGGGACUUAGAGAUCUCUUUAUUUUAUAGGUAAAAGUGAGUCUUUGAGUAACUCUGAUUUAUCCAAAGUAACAAAGUCUACAGGUAGUAGCAAAUAGAACCAUUAUUUGAAUUAAAGCAUCUUAUCCCAGCUCCAGUGCCCUUUCAGGUGAUCAAUAAACUAGGCCGAGUGCUAGGGAUAACCUAGCCUCAAGAAGCCAUGGUUUUUUUUUUUUACUAACAUUUAUCUUCCCCAAGAAUUCUGAGGUCCUAAUGUGUAAUUUUCAGCCCCUUCUGAAUUACUGAUUAGGGUGUAGAGGUGCCACCCUGAGAAUUUCUCAAGAGGUACAGGCCUUUGUGUUCAAAUAGUUGAGGUAAAGAGGCCCAUAAGAGUUGGGGGUGGGGGUGACUAGGCUUCUGGAAAAUUUGCCAAGAGUGUCAGCCAAAGCUAAUGAACUCUGCUUCCUUCAGCAGGGAAACUCCCAGCCUAUAAUGGAGUGGAAGAAUAAUAACCUUGAAACGGGACAACCUGAUUUUACACUGAAGGAAAGCAAAAGGCUAGCUUUCUGUAGACUGACUGGCCAACCCUGAAAGCAAAUAAAUGAUCCUGGAAUAAUUACACAACUUGAAGGAUAACUGGGGAUUGCCUGACAAACAUGCCUUUUUUGUGGUUUUCUUGGUUUGUUGGACUAUGAACAAAAAUUCUAAAAGACUGGACCUAAUGAGAAAGGUUGGAGUAGAUGCUCUGAGGUGCCAGGCUCCCUCCACCUUAACAACCUUUGCUUCAUGGUUGGGACCAGGGGGGAUAUACUAUUUUGUAUUCUGAUUUUUUUCAUUGACCACUAUUUCAUAUACAUGUUUCCAUCGAUGGUUCUAUCGAUGCAUCUAUUUGUUAUUUUUGAAGUGUGUGUGUACGUGUGUGUACAUGUGUGUGCACACCCACCCACCUAGAAUGGCCAUUAAGACAGCCUACUUUGCUUAACUCUUUCCCUAUCAUUCCUCUGCGUGGUUGGUUGUCAUUUUUUCCAUUGUUAUUGUCAUCCGAAGGCCAUGUGCUAAUGGCUUCCCCCUCCUUGGCGCUUAAGCUCCAUCAUUGGUCUGUUGCCCCAAUCCGUCCUGCAAGUGAUAAUUAGGGGCUUAAUGUUUGUGGACUAGCUGUUACAUACCUGGAUGUGUUCUGAGCCGGCCGCUGUAUGGAAGUAUACCUGACACUACACAGAAGAUAACUGGCAUCAAAAUAAAGCAUACCUCUGAUCCUAAGCA
Molecule: messenger RNA, 5482 nt
Organism: Monodelphis domestica (gray short-tailed opossum)
Lineage: Eukaryota; Metazoa; Chordata; Mammalia; Didelphimorphia; Didelphidae
Gene: HARBI1
Product: harbinger transposase derived 1
Source: RefSeq, a predicted model, not a curated record